Molecule: messenger RNA, 570 nt
Organism: Westerdykella ornata
Lineage: Eukaryota; Fungi; Ascomycota; Dothideomycetes; Pleosporales; Sporormiaceae
Product: thioredoxin-domain-containing protein
Exons: 2
Coding region: 1-570 (189 amino acids)
Molecular function (GO): protein-disulfide reductase activity
Source: RefSeq, a predicted model, not a curated record
AUGUCCAAGAUCACAUCAAUCAACGACAGCUCGCACUUCAAGCGCGUCCUUUCCGGCGCCACCUACACCAUCGUAGACUUCUAUGCCGACUGGUGCGGGCCUUGCAAAGCCAUCGCACCAGUCUUCAAUCGACUGGCCGACACGGAAACCAAGCCCGGCAAGGUCCAGUUCUGCAAGGUGGAUGUAGAUGCGUGCCAGGACGUGGCGCGGCAGUAUGGCGUUUCCGCAAUGCCCACCUUCCUCGUCCUCAAAAACGGCUCCGUCGUCGAAACCGUCCGUGGCGCAAACCCCGCCGCCCUCACCGCCGCCGUCCGCAAAGCCGUCAACGAUGCGGGGACCAAGCCGGGCGCUGCAUUCCAGUCUAAAGGGUACACGUUGGGAUCUUCGUCGACUCCUAGUAGGCCCGUUAAUCAGGGGGCGUUUAGCGGGUUGCGUGCUGGGUUGUCUGGGAAUGGGGGGUUUGGUGAUUUGCUGGUGCGGUUCUUCGGUCUUUAUUUCAGUAGUUUGUUCUCGUUCAACGCUUACCAGGCUGCUGAAAUGAGCCCUUUUAAUAUCCGGGCGCGGAGAUGA